GCCGACGCUCUCUGCUCGCGUUCGGGCUCGCGAUGGGGAAGAAGUCCCGGGCGGUACCCGGCCGCAGGCCCAUCCUGCAGCUCUCACCGCCCGGCCCCCGGAGCAGCACUCCGGGACGCGACCCGGAGCCAGAGGCUGACGCCGAGACGGACUCGACGGCCGCGGCUGCUGGCCAGGCAGCCCCGGUGACGACCACGACGGCCGCCGCCACGGCGGCCCCGGAGGACUCCGCGUCCGAAGGUGGAGAUGAGCAAGAAGUGGUGGUGGACGUUCCCAGAGUAAUUCCGAAUCCUCCAAAGCCGGUCAUGACUACCAGGCCCACAGCCGUUAAAGCAACAGGCGGACUGUGCUUGCUCGGUGCUUACGCUGACAGCGACGAUGAUGAGAGUGAUGUUUCUGAGCAAGCAGCGCAGCCGUCGGAGGCCAACGGGAACCAGUCAGCUGACAUUGACAGCACCUUGGCCAACUUUUUAGCGGAGAUUGACGCCAUCACAGCUCCUCAGACGGCAGCUCCCGCAGCGGCUUCUGCCCCACCUCCAACACCACCUCGCCCGGAGCCCAAGGGGGCAGCCGCGUCUGCCCUUUCUUCUGCUACUGCAAAUGGAACAGACUCUGCCCACGCAUCCGGGUGGCAUUAUGAUACUCAGUGUUCGCUGGCAGGAGUUGGAAUUGAGAUGGGAGAUUGGCAAGAAGUUUGGGAUGAGAAUACAGGAUGCCAUUAUUAUUGGAACACUCAAUCAAAUGAAGUGACUUGGGAAUUACCCCAGUAUCUCGCCACCCAAGUGCAGGGAUUACAGCAUUAUCAGCCCAGUUCUGUAACAGGUGCUGAAGCUAGUUUUGUGGCAAAUACAGACAUCUAUGCCAAGGAUAAAACUGUUUCUGGGAGUAAAAGUGGACCAGUGGUAGCCAAGCGAGAAGUUAAAAAGGAGGUGAAUGAAGGAAUUCAGGCUUUGUCAAAUAAUGAGGAGGAGAAGAAAGGUGUGGCAGCCUCGCUCCUCGCUCCCUUAUUGCCUGAAGGAAUAAAAGAAGAAGAAGAGAGAUGGAGAAGAAAAGUAAUUUGUAAAGAAGUCGAGCCUAUAUCAGAAGCAAAAGAAUCGAGUGCCGCCGUAGAAGAGGGAGCCGCCGUGGUGAAGCCGCAGGACAGUGUGUUGGACAGUAUAGAAGACGCUUCGCAGGAGGGCCUCUGCAGCGUGGUGCAGUCCGGAGAGAGCGAGGAGGACGAGGAGCAGGACACCCUGGAGCUGGAGCUGGUUUUGGAAAGGAAAAAGGCCGAGUUGCGAGCCUUGGAGGAAGGAGAUGGAAGUGUAUCAGGGUCUAGUCCCCGUUCUGAUAUCAGCCAGCCUGCAUCUCAAGAUGGCAUGCGUAGACUUAUGUCUAAGAGAGGAAAGUGGAAGAUGUUCGUUCGAGCUUCCAGUCCCGAAUCCACAAGCCGGAGCUCUAGCAAAACUGGACGAGAGACUCCUGAAAAUGGAGAAACUGCACUUGGUGCUGAAAAUUCAGAAAAAAUAGAUGAGAAUUCAGACAAAGAGAUGGAAAUAGAAGAAUCUUCAGAGAAGAUGAAAGUACAGACAGCACCUAAAGUAGAGGAAGAACAAGAUUUGAAGUUUCAGAUUGGAGAACUGGCAAAUACCCUGAUGAGUAAAUUUGAGUUCUUAGGCAUUAAUAGACAGUCCAUCUCCAACUUUCAUGUUCUGCUAUUACAGACUGAGACUCGAAUUGCAGACUGGCGAGAAGGAGCUCUUAAUGGAAUCUACCUUAAACGAAAACUCCAGGAUGCAGCAGAGCAACUAAAACAGUAUGAAAUAAACGCCACUCCUAAAGGCUGGUCCUGCCACUGGGACAGGGAUCAUAGACGAUAUUUCUAUGUAAACGAACAGUCGGGCGAAUCUCAGUGGGAGUUCCCAGAUGGUGAGGAAGAGGAGGAAGAAAGCCAAGCCCAAGAAAAUAGAGAAGAGACACUUGCUAAACAGACCUUGAAAGACAAAACCAGCACGGAUUCAAAUUCUACAGAAUCUACUGAGAAUGCUACAGGUUCCCUUUGCAAAGAAUCCUUUUCUGCUCAAGUUUCUUCUUCAUCACUCAUGCCACUUACUCCGUUCUGGACCCUCCUUCAGUCCGAUGUGCCUGUGCUUCAGCCACCGUUACCUUUGGAAAUGCCCCCACCCCCGCCCCCGCCUCCAGAUUCCCCGCCCCCGCCUCCGCCACCGCCUCCUCCCGCAGAAGAUGGCGAGAUCCAGGAGGUGGAGAUGGAGGAUGAGGGGAGCGAGGAGCCUCCUGCCCCAGGAACAGAGGAGGACACACCUUUGAAACCUUCACCACAAACCACAGUUGUCACUAGCCAGAGCUCAGCUGAUUCUACUCUAUCCAGUUCUCCUUCCGUUAAAGCGAUCAAGAGAAAAGCUGCAGAAAUGAGCACUUCAGUGGUUCAGAGAUCGGCAACCAUUGGCAGUUCCCCUGUCCUCUACAGCCAAUCAGCUGUCGCCCCGGCUCACCAGGCCGCAGGAGUUGCACACCAUGCCGCAGGAAUUGGACACCAGGCACUCUCAGUUAGCCAUGCCGCAGCAGGAAUGGGUCAUCACACCAGGGGAAUGAGCCUGCAGUCAAAUUACCUUGGACUGGCAGCAGCACCUACAAUCAUGAGUUACGCUGACUGUUCCGUCCCUCUUGGAGUGGCUGCUGCCUCACUGCAGUCCGUUCAGGCCCGGGCUGUCGUACCCACCACUGCCCUGAUAGAGCCGCCGCCCCCUCCGCCGCCGCCGCCGCCACCUCCUCCUACGCCACCACCACCUCCUCCAGCUCCCAAGGUGCCACCGCCUGAAAAGACGAAAAAGGGAAAGAAAGAGAAGGCAAAGAAAAGUAAAACCAAAAUGCCAUCAUUGGUCAAGAAGUGGCAGAGUAUCCAGCGUGAGUUAGAUGAAGAGGAGAACUCGAGUUCCAGUGAAGAGGACCGGGAGUCGACCGCCCAGAAGCGCAUCGAAGAGUGGAAGCUGCAGCAGCUGGUCAGUGGCAUGGCAGAAAGGAAUGCUAAUUUUGAAGCCCUUCCUGAGGACUGGCGAGCAAGACUAAAGAGAAGGAAAACGGCUCCAAAUACAUAGUUAAAACUUUUGAAAAAAAACUUUGUCUAUGUACAUUCAUUUCCCAGUCUUAAAACCAGUUUUGCCCUUGUCAGAUGAACUGUAAAUGUGCGGUGGCGAGCAUAUGCAUUUGCAUAUGCAUUUUCCGAGCAAGAGCAUAUGCACAUAAUGUUUUCACAUUUGUGAAGUGUGAGUUUUCUGUUGCCCUGAAGGGAGAGGCUAUUGGAAUUAUUCGGGCCUGGUGCUGAAAAACGAUGCAUGUCGGGCCUGGCAAGCUCAUCACUCUGAAAACGUGUGGCACCUUGAGGCGUCGUCAGCAGAAAGCACCGGAGCCUCCUGCUCAUGGAGCUCACUUCUGCUUCAAAACAAGUGCAAUUAAGG
This is a messenger RNA of Ochotona curzoniae (black-lipped pika), 3455 nucleotides long. It is a transcript of the gene FNBP4, whose product is annotated as formin binding protein 4. The record is from RefSeq and is a predicted model, not a curated record. NCBI's taxonomy places the organism in Eukaryota, Metazoa, Chordata, Mammalia, Lagomorpha, Ochotonidae. Bases 33 to 3095 code for a protein of 1020 amino acids. Gene Ontology annotation, molecular function: protein binding. The transcript is spliced from 17 exons.